UUCGGUGCAGGGAAGAAGUAUCGCUUUACAGAUCCAGCAAGAUGAACCGCUUUAUUUUGAUUCAUUUUGCUCUUUUUGCAUCUGUACUAACAGGUGUUUUUGGAGACCAGCUGACCGUUUUGCGUAGUCCCCAGUAUGUGAACUUUAAGCCGGGAACUUGGCCGAUAUCAGGAGAGAAGAUCCCGGACCUGGUGGCUCUUACCAUGGGCUUUUCUGUUCAUGAGGAUCUUGGAUGGCCAGGCCUAGCGGCUGGUUCCUUGUUCCAGCGUCCUCGUGCCAAUGCCCUGAUUGCUGUACGUGGUGUCGACAGUCUGGAUCUUCCCUCCAAUAUGUCCUCAUAUCCACUUGACAAUCCGGUGCCAUUUACCCUGGACAGCGUUGCUAAUUCCAUCCACAGUUUGUUUGCUGAAGGCACUCCUGUGGUUCUGCAGCUUGCACCCAGCGACGAGAGGCUGUAUAUGAUGGGCAUGGCCAACACAGUGUUUGAGGAUUUACCGGUCACUCUGCAGCAGAUACGCUCUCGUCUCUCACAGGAGGGAUCAGUCCUGCACUCUCUCCCUCUCAACUCACUGAGCCGAAACAAUGAGGCGGAUCUGCUCUUUCUGUCUGAGAUUCAAGUGCUGCAUGACAUCUCUGCUCUGCUGCUAAGACAUAAGCACUUGGCUAAGGACCAGGCUCCUGACCUCUUUUCUCUGGAGUUGGCCGGUAUGGAGGAACUUGCUCGACGCUAUGGCACUGAAUCACCCCAGUUCCAGGAUGCCAGGAAGAUCCUAGCCGCUGCGCUGCAGAAGUUUGCCGAUGAUGUCUUUGGUGUUUACACCAACAACGCUGUGGUGGAAGUGGUGACAGUAAAGACAUUUGAGGCGCUGCUUACCAGAAAGUCACGCUCCAUCCUGGAGAGCAAACAGAUUAGCAACCCUGGAAGCCCCUACAAUUUGGCCUACAAAUACAACUUUGAGUACGCUGUGGUGUUCAACAUUGUACUGUGGCUCAUGAUCGUGCUGGCUGUGGCCGUCAUCGUCAUCUCGUACAACCUGUGGAACAUGGACCCCGGCUACGACAGCAUCAUCUACAGGAUGACCAAUCAAAAGAUCCGCAUGGAUUAAUCAUGCAUUCCUAAUAGUGUUGUAUUCUGUGUGUGUGUGCGUGUGUGUAUGUUUCUCAUUUUCAAACAGCUCAGCUGAACAUUCAGUGGUUGUGUUUACAUGCAGAUUUUGGCAGUGUAUUCCAAUUUUAGAUUUCUAUUACAAGUGUUAGAAGCAUCAAUAUGAGAAAAGUUAUUAGCCAAGUGCUCUGGGACCUUUCAUUUAAACAAACCAAUACUUAAACAUGUGUGUGUGUUUAUUUAUUCCAUUACAAUUCUUAAUGUAACUGGAGUUUUGGAGGAAAAGCUUUGAAAACCACUGCAUGUGAACAUAGCUGGUACGUGUUUAUGCUGUUGAAAACAUUGCUGUGGUUGUCACACUGACGUAUAGAUGUAGGAUAAAAAUAUUUAUUGAUGCCUACUUUUUAGUUAAGGUUAGAAACUUAAAAGAAAAACGAAUCGAUAAAAUGCAAAUAUUCGCCAAAUUAGAAUUCAGGAUGUAAAUAUGAUUUUGAGCAGUUGUCAUUGUAGAGUUGUAAUCGUAUUGUGUUCAUAUUUCAACAGAAUGAGUCAUUUUUAUUUAUUGCUGAUUUGUUGGUUUAAUUUUAAAUACUAAUACACUGGACUUUCAUCAUGACUGUCGAAUGCUUGUAUCUACAGAACAAAGUAUGGAAUCUGCAUUCAGAAUCCAGUAAAUAAAAACUGAAAGGAUUAUUUCAGUCUGAAAUGUAAGAGUAAAACAUUUGCUUGUUCUUCGACUGGGAGGGGACACAUUUUUUUUUCAUGACUGGUUUUCUGGCGUCUGGGAGUUAGUGGAUUGGAAGUAGUGCGGUUAGAGCUGCUGAAUGCUUAUGUAGUGACGAGCUUUAAUUGUACAUUAGCAGACGUUUAAAACGAAGCAGUGACUUUACCAUUCUUGAAGAAUUUACCCUCCCAGGUUGGUGGCCAUCAUUUAGUAAUUGGUUAUUGGCAGUGACUAAGAAUUGGGGAACAUGGAGUAAAAAAAAAACCCAUAAAGACAGCAAGUACUUUUAGUAAAGUGUUGUCAUGUUACUUAAGUGAUGAAUGAAUACAUUUAAGGUUAUUUGUUAUUAUUGUUGUGAAUAAAUGGAACUUUAAAUCAAAUAAAAAAGAUUCCCUUUACUCUU
Messenger RNA from Trichomycterus rosablanca, 2232 nucleotides. RefSeq names its product ATPase H+ transporting accessory protein 2 (gene atp6ap2). Bases 42 to 1106 code for a protein of 354 amino acids. The transcript is spliced from 9 exons. Gene Ontology annotation, cellular component: membrane; external side of plasma membrane. Gene Ontology annotation, biological process: positive regulation of Wnt signaling pathway. Gene Ontology annotation, molecular function: signaling receptor activity. Lineage: Eukaryota; Metazoa; Chordata; Actinopteri; Siluriformes; Trichomycteridae. The record is from RefSeq and is a predicted model, not a curated record.